Molecule: messenger RNA, 940 nt
Organism: Spodoptera exigua (beet armyworm)
Lineage: Eukaryota; Metazoa; Arthropoda; Insecta; Lepidoptera; Noctuidae
Source: the annotation of a GenBank genome assembly
CUCGACUCGAUUGUACGACGCUGAUGAUUUUUAGACAACACAGCGUCAACUGUUACUAAUAUUGUAGUUUAUACGUUUUAGAGACACACAAUAUUGUCUCGCACUUAGGUUAAAUAAAUUUAAGAAUUUUCUACUUUUAAUUAAAAUGGAUUUUCAAAAUCGCCCCGGCGGUAAAACUGGUGGUGGAGGAGUAGCAUCAUGGUCUGAAAGUAAUCGAGAUCGACGCGAAAGGCUUCGUCAACUCGCGUUGGAAACUAUUGAUUUAAAUAAAGAUCCAUAUUUUAUGAAAAAUCAUUUGGGGUCAUAUGAGUGCAAGCUUUGUUUAACCCUUCACAACAAUGAGGGAAGUUAUUUAGCCCAUACUCAGGGUAAGAAGCAUCAAGCCAAUUUAGCUCGUAGAGCUGCAAAAGAAGCCAAAGAGGCCCCACAACAACUAGCUCCUGAGAAGCCUCGAAUUGAACCUAAAAAAUUUGUCAAGAUAGGAAGGCCUGGUUACAGAGUUACAAAACAGAAAGACCCUGAAAAUGGACAACAAAGCCUACUAUUUCAAGUGGAUUAUCCUGAAAUUGCUGAAGGAGUACAGCCGAGACAUAGAUUCAUGUCUGCUUAUGAGCAAAAGAUAGAACCUCCAGACCGCAGGUGGCAGUACUUGUUAUUUGCUGCUGAACCAUAUGAGACAAUUGCAUUCAAGGUGCCCAGUAGAGAAGUGGAGAAACAUGAUUCUAAAUUUUGGACUCACUGGAAUAAAGAUACCAAGCAGUUCUUCUUACAGUUUGCAUUUAAAAUGGAACCAUUACGUAUGCCCCCACCUCCUCCUAAAAUGUGGGAGAAUCAUGGGAUGCGUCUUCCUCCUCCUCCUGGUGCCCCAUUAAUGGGAGUGCCUCCUCCUCCGCCCUUAUUACCUGUACCUCCACCACCACCUUCAAUGUAAAUGAGUGUG